Messenger RNA from Blastomyces gilchristii SLH14081, 885 nucleotides. RefSeq lists its product as uncharacterized. Bases 335 to 853 code for a protein of 172 amino acids. The record is from RefSeq and is a predicted model, not a curated record. The transcript has a single exon. NCBI's taxonomy places the organism in Eukaryota, Fungi, Ascomycota, Eurotiomycetes, Onygenales, Ajellomycetaceae.
UCAUGGGCUGCAAGCUGUCAGACGACCAGUUGCUCCUCUGAGUUUACCAACAUGAUUUGAAGGAAGAAUUGUUUGCUGCCUGCAUACAUCCAUGCUGAAAGACAUGUGCCACUUGGCCCAUCUGUAUUGGUAAAUGGUACUGUGCCGCUGUUAUAAGUUCUAUCAUACCACCCUGGCAUUUGAUCAGUGUCAAGGUGAUAUGCUCUCGAACAGGCAAACUUCCAACUGAGCUUGCUUAUAGCAGUCUUCCAUCCCCAGACCUCUACAGUAAGAAAUGGCCCUUUAACUAGAGUGCAAGCAUCAGUCUAAUGAAUUUGAACGCUGCGGUACAGAUAUGAGCAAUAAAAAACGCCUAUUUAUCUCUAUUCACCACCGAGAUGAAAUGUCUCUUCAAGAGGGAAUACGCAAGAUGUACGGUGCAUACCACUGGGGAGUUUUGUUAGCACCUAAGAAGUCCAACGGCCGCGACAACAUGGCAUACGACGUUUCGGACGGUGUUCGGUUGGAUGGUGAAACUGGGCAAGACCUGAACUCGGAAAGAGAUUGGUUCUUAAGGAUUAAGAACAACGUGAAUCUGUUGGACAGUGGGCAGUUAGUUGGUCGGGUCAUGAUCGGAAAAGUUCCUCCGCAAACGACAGAAAAUGAUCUCGAAACCAUCCUCAGGGGUGUUGCUCUGCCAGAUAAGGAAUCAGGAGAAAGAUGUCGCCAUUGGGUUUGGAAUGCCAUAUCCACUCUACAAAAUGAAUCAGUGAUACCGAACUUUGAUAUUGAAGAAUUCAAAGUCUGGAUAUUGGAUUAUGCCAAUCAAUGCCUUGCCAACCCUAGUCCAAGCAAUGUUUGUGAUUAUAAAUAGACAAACUAGUUGCGCGAAACAUUUCCUGGUUC